Messenger RNA from Prionailurus viverrinus (fishing cat), 576 nucleotides. RefSeq names its product C-X9-C motif containing 4 (gene CMC4). The coding region runs from base 151 to 357 and encodes 68 amino acids. Gene Ontology annotation, cellular component: mitochondrial intermembrane space. NCBI's taxonomy places the organism in Eukaryota, Metazoa, Chordata, Mammalia, Carnivora, Felidae. The record is from RefSeq and is a predicted model, not a curated record. The transcript has 3 exons.
UAACUUCGGUUCGGGUGACCUCGGCCCGCCCCAGGCUCACGUCCCGAUCCUGCCUUGAGUGGCCCAGGGCGGGGGACCUGGAAGUUUUAGCCUCGCGGCUCCUGAGGCGGAUUAAGUAGCCCAAGAAACAUUAUAUUCAUUUUUCUGGAUAUGCCGCAGAAGGAUCCGUGCCAGAAACAAGCCUGUGAAAUACAGAAAUGUUUACAAGCCAACAACUACAUGGAAUCUAAGUGUCAGGCUGUCAUCCAAGAACUGCGGAAGUGUUGUGCUCGAUAUCCUAAGGGAAGAUCUCUCGUCUGUUCGGGAUUUGAAAACGAGGAGGAAGAAAAGCUGACACUGAAGCCUACAGCAAAGUAGAGUUCUGCUGACAAGUGAAAUGCUGCACCAUGUUUCCACCAAGCGAGUUGUAUUUGUCUUCCUGAUUCUUCAGGUAGCAGCAAAUACCAAAUGAAAAAGUCAACUAUAAAAGUUAAUGAAUAUGCCAUCUAUGCAGAAUGGAUAGAAAUAUAAAUAUAUUAAAUACGUAGAAUGUAAUAAAACCGAGCUGCUAAAAUAAACCUGUGAAGUGAAAAAGUG